Platichthys flesus (European flounder) is the source of this 1098-nucleotide messenger RNA. RefSeq names its product calcium homeostasis modulator protein 1 (gene calhm1b). The transcript is spliced from 2 exons. The record is from RefSeq and is a predicted model, not a curated record. NCBI's taxonomy places the organism in Eukaryota, Metazoa, Chordata, Actinopteri, Pleuronectiformes, Pleuronectidae. The coding region runs from base 40 to 1098 and encodes 352 amino acids. Gene Ontology annotation, molecular function: monoatomic cation channel activity.
UUAUUCCAUUAGAAGCAAAUAUCCACCACAUCUCCCAAGAUGGAUAAGUUUCGUAUGAUGUUCCAGUUCCUGCAGUCCAACCAGGAAUCUUUUAUGAAUGGGAUCUGUGGUAUCAUGGCACUGGCUAGUGCACAGAUGUACUCUGCCUUUGAAUUCAGCUGCCCCUGUAUGCCAGAAUAUAACUACACCUAUGGGAUCGGACUGCUAAUUGUUCCGUCUAUAUGGUUCUUCUUGCUGGGUUUCGUUUUGAACAAUAAUGUGUCCGUGCUCGCUGAGGAAUGGAAAAGACCCGCAGGACAACGAAGUAAGGAUCCUUCUAUCCUCCGCUACAUGUUUGUUUCUAUCACACAGAGGUCCCUGAUAGCACCUGCAGUGUGGGUGUCUGUCACGCUCAUGGACGGGAAGAGUUUCCUUUGCGCCUUCAGCAUCAACCUGGAUAUUGACAGGUUUGGGAAUUAUAGUUUCAUAACCGCGAUGUCAGAGACGGAGAGGAUCAAACUGCUGGCACGAAUUCCCUGCAAAGACCUGUUCGAGCACCAUGAAAUAAGAAUAGCAGCGUCACGAUACAUCAAGUGCAUUUCACAGGCAUGUGGAUGGAUGUUUCUGCUCAUGAUGACCUUCACAGCCUUCAUGAUCCGGGCCAUUCGACCGUGCUUUACCCAGGCCGCCUUCCUCAAGACCAAGUACUGGUCACACUACAUUGACAUUGAGCGCAAGAUGUUCGACGACACCUGUAAGGAGCACGCCAAGAGCUUCGCCAAGGUCUGCAUCCAUCAGUACUUUGAGAGCAUCAGCGGCGAGAUGCGCAGCCUCCACAAGCAUCGCUCAUACAAGAACGACAGCGAUGAUGACGACGAGGACAACAGGAGAAGUGAUGAAGACAAGCUUCUGGGUAUCAGGGUCCAGGAUGAUAUGAAUAAAGUUCUGAGGAACUGGCACAACUGUAAGCCAGCUCUGGCUCUGAGAAAGGAGAAUAUAGAUGGUGAAAAAAAUGGCAAACUAAAUGGAGACGCUAAUGGUGGGAUGAAUGGGCAUGUAAAGGGACACCCCCCUGAUGUGGAGAAAAAGGAAUGGGCGGUGUAUUACAGUAAAGUCUGA